Molecule: messenger RNA, 1617 nt
Organism: Penaeus monodon (black tiger shrimp)
Lineage: Eukaryota; Metazoa; Arthropoda; Malacostraca; Decapoda; Penaeidae
Product: probable serine racemase
Biological process (GO): L-serine metabolic process; pyruvate biosynthetic process; D-serine biosynthetic process
Molecular function (GO): ATP binding; pyridoxal phosphate binding; L-serine ammonia-lyase activity
Source: RefSeq, a predicted model, not a curated record
CACCACAGGCCACGUCACAUCACACCUCAAGAUAACGUUAACCAUUUCACACCAACAUGAACACCACAGGCAUAGGACUUCAGGAGGUCCGUGCAGCCUAUCAAAGGAUUCAAGGGUGGAUACAUAGGACGCCAGUGUUCACAAAUGAAGGACUGAACAAGGUCUCUGGCAGACAGUUGUUCUUCAAGGCGGAAAAUUUGCAAAAGACCGGCGCCUUCAAAGCACGUGGAGCGUGUAAUGCUGUGUUCCUCGAAAAGGAGGAAAAUCCCAAGAGCCCUGGGGUCGUCACGCACAGUAGUGGGAAUCAUGGUCAAGCUGUGGCAUAUGCAGCAAAGUGUGCGGGCCUUCCCUGCAGUGUAGUUGUACCCAAAGGAACGCCGAAGGUUAAAUGUGAUGCUAUUGUUAAUUAUGGUGCUGAGCUGGUGUUCUGUGAACCCUCUCCUGCUGCAAGGAAAGAGGUCUGUGCCCAGAUUGCAGAAGCGACAGGGAAGGCGAUCAUCCAUCCCUUUGACAAUUACAAUGUCAUGGCUGGCCAGGGGACAAUUGCAUUGGAACUUCUGGAGGAGGUGCCUGAUUUGGAUGCCAUAUUAGUACCAAUAAGUGGAGGAGGAAUGACUUCUGGCAUUGCUGUUGCUACACAUGGCCUAAACCCUAAUUGCAGAGUGUUUGCUGUUGAGCCGGUAGGAAAGGACCUCCAGAGAAGUCUUGAGAGCAAAGAACGUUUAUGGCCCAAUCCAAACAGGUUCCUGGAUACGAUAGCAGAUUCUAUUAGGAUUCAGCAGCAAUCAUUUUUUGUGGGAUGUUGCAGUUCAGGGAUGCAGACGCUUGAGGUUGGAGAUCUGACAUUCCCAAUUCUGUGUGAUUAUGCCGAGUCGAAGGUUUUUAGUGUGACGGAUGACCAGAUGAUUGAGGGCAUGAGGUUUAUCUUUGAACGCAUGAAGCUUGUUGUAGAAGCAGCAUCAGGGGCAGCUGUCUAUGCUGCUAUGAAUUCCCUCGAAGAUGUCACUCCGCCACCAAGAAAGGUUGGAGUCAUUCUCUGUGGCGGAAAUGUUGAUCUUGAUCAUUUGCCGUGGAUUGAUCGGAAGACGUCGUAUUGAGGUUCAGUCGAUGAAGCGCACCAAGUAGACAGGAAAGGAAAAGGAAUUUUUAAGUCCAGAACGAAGGGCAUGCGAUUAUCUUUUCAAUGUUGCACUGUCAGAAUCAGGUGUUUCUGAAAUUAAAACAUUCAUUAUAAAAUCUUGCAAUGUGGAAUUAUUCAUUUGCAUUCGUACAUUUUUUUUAUUUGUCCCAGUAAGUUAUGUUCACAGGCUAUAGCAUGCUCAUUCUAGAUUUUUACUAUUUUCUCUUAUGUCAUGUGGUGAAGUAGUAACCAAACUCUGGGUAUUUUGGCAUCAUUAGUUAAAAGAAUGUUUUGUGAUGUUUGAUGGGAAAAGAAAUAAAGGUGACUGGAAUUUGGGAUAUUUUAAGUAUAUACACACUGGAUGUGUGUGUGAAUUUAUCCUAAAUAUAUAAAUGUGAAUGUGUAAUGCACUUUUCUGUAACACUAUACAAAGUACACUUUAUAAUGAUAUUGAGUAGAAAAGUAAAGAAUUAUUAAAUUUUGUAAUUAUAUCUUUU